Microdochium trichocladiopsis is the source of this 1326-nucleotide messenger RNA. RefSeq lists its product as uncharacterized. Lineage: Eukaryota; Fungi; Ascomycota; Sordariomycetes; Xylariales; Microdochiaceae. The coding region runs from base 1 to 1326 and encodes 441 amino acids. The transcript has 3 exons. Gene Ontology annotation, molecular function: NADH dehydrogenase activity. The record is from RefSeq and is a predicted model, not a curated record.
AUGCCCAAAAGCAAAAUUGCCAUUAUAUGCAGUGGAUGGGGUGGCUUCACGCUCGCACACGAGCUGUCGCUCGCCAAGUACGAUGUCACUGUCAUCUCGCCCAUGAGGACCAUCCAGUACACACCGCUGCUUGCGAGUGCGGCAGCGGGCAUGAUCAAUUUCAGACUCGCCGAGGAGCCAGUCCGCCGCCGCAACCGCGUCUCAGGCUUGCACUACUACAAAGCCACCGUCGACGACAUCGACUUUGCCCGCAAGACGCUGCACUGCAGCCCCUCGGUCCCGGACGUAGCCGAUAACCACCUCUCCCACUCCCAUACCUUCACCAUGCCCUACGACAUCCUCAUCCUCGCCCCCGGCUGCACCGUGCAGACCUUCGGCACGCCCGGCGCCGUCCAGCACGCGCACUUCCUCCGCACGACCGACGACGUGCGGCAGAUCCAGCAGCGCCUGCUCGAGAUGCUCGACGCGGCGUCCACUCCCGGGCUCACGCGCACCCAGCAGCGCGACAUGCUGCGCGUCGUCGUCGUCGGCGGCGGGGCCAUUGGCAACGAGGCCACGGCCGAGCUGUACGACCUGUGGCAGCACGACCUGCGGUUCUUGUAUCCGCACCUUGACACCAGCGGAGAGGAAGGUGGUGGUGGUGGGGCGCUGUUCAGCAUCGAGGUGCACGACGUGGCGCCCGUGAUCCUGGGCACGUUUGACGACCGGCUCGCCGGGUACGCCCUGCACAAGCUGCAGAGCCGCAGCGUGCACAUUGAGACGGGGAGCCAUAUUACAAAAGUGGAGGGCGGGGUCAUUUAUACCAAGGAGCACGGCGAGGACCGCCCGCUGGGGUAUGGGAUGCUCAUCUGGGCAACGGGUAAUGGGGUGAACCCGCUGGUCGAGAAGAUGCAGGAGGUACAGAAGGCGGGCAAGCUGCAGCGCAUUGUGACAGACAGGAGGCUCCGCACAGGGCAUGACGGCGAGAUCAUGCCGGAUGUCUAUGCGCUGGGCGACUGCGCGGACAUCGAAGGCUACGCGCUACCUACGCUGGCCGAGGUGGCGGUGCAAAAGGCAGAGUAUCUCGCGAGGCAGCUCAACGCGGCCGAAGAGGAGGAGCUGCAAGCCCCGUCCUUUGUGUACAAGCAAAAGCCCAACCUGGCGUACCUCGGCCAGCACGACGGCGUGAUCGGUGGUCGGGAGGAGUGGACGGGCCACUCUGCGUGGCUGGCCUGGCGGAGCGGCAGCAUCUUCCACUGGCCGCGGAGCUGGCGGCGGACGCUCAUGAUUGGCAUCAGCUGGCUAUUCAAUGCGGUUGGGGGCAGGGAUAUCGCGCGGCGGUGGUAA